Cyclopterus lumpus (lumpfish) is the source of this 4201-nucleotide messenger RNA. It is a transcript of the gene slc20a1b, whose product is annotated as solute carrier family 20 member 1b. The record is from RefSeq and is a predicted model, not a curated record. Gene Ontology annotation, biological process: phosphate ion transmembrane transport. The coding region runs from base 642 to 2765 and encodes 707 amino acids. The transcript has 11 exons. Gene Ontology annotation, cellular component: membrane. Gene Ontology annotation, molecular function: phosphate transmembrane transporter activity. NCBI's taxonomy places the organism in Eukaryota, Metazoa, Chordata, Actinopteri, Perciformes, Cyclopteridae.
CCCCUGUUCCGUUUACCGGUAUGAACGAGUUCUACACAUGCGGCUGCGAAGCUCUAAGUCAAACGGAGACGUUUCUGGAUUUGUAGUUAUUUCACAUCCAAUCGGUUAUUCUUAGACGUGAUAGUUUUUAUUUUCUAAACGCAAGGCGUCGUUUUUGGAAGGGGCUCUAUUUCCAUAUCAGUUUAAUUUGUUCAUUAUCCCGCGCGCGCUAUCGUAACUAUACAGUCUGUGCGCGCGCUAUUUACCUUACCGGAUAGAAAUCACUCUUCUUCACAGGACUGACAACCGUGUGGAUGUACCCCUGCUCAUCUGCAGUUACAGUUGCACAAUGGCAGUCUAUUCAAUCAGUUUGAUGCCUCGGCACCAAAGGAACAGCAACAAAUCUAGUAUAAUUACAGGAUAGCAAUACGGCCACACUUUACCUCUUGUUUUCUGGUCAGUUAGACGCAUUAAAAAGUUUGCACUGUUAAUUAAGGAACCCUGUUUACAAAUCGGCAGUUCUGAAGAAGUUAAUUAUUUAUUUAACCAUUUACCUCUUAAUUUUAUAAGCUGCCGUUUAGAAAUUGCAUUAUAUAAAUAGCUAUUUGGACAAGCAUUCAUUAGCUUUUAAGAUUGUGAAGAAAUUUCUCUAUAGCCUAAUUAUGGUUUCAACUACUGCCACUGCAAUAAUACUGGCCAGCACAGUGGGGCUGGUGACCCACACUGCUCUGACAGAGUACACGUGGUUGCUGAUUGUCGGCUUCGUCAUCGCCUUCAUUUUAGCCUUUUCUGUGGGUGCCAAUGAUGUUGCCAACUCAUUUGGCACAGCUGUUGGUUCUGGAGUGGUCACCUUGCGACAGGCAUGCAUUCUGGCCACCGUGUUUGAGACUCUGGGCUCUGUGCUCCUUGGGGCCAAAGUGAGUGAAACCAUCCGCAAGGGUAUCAUCGAUGUGGGCAUGUACAAUGGCACCGAGCAUGUGCUGAUGGCUGGAUCUAUUAGUGCCAUGUUUGGUUCUGCUGUGUGGCAGCUGGCCGCCUCCUUCCUUAAGCUGCCCAUCUCUGGAACUCACUGCAUUGUUGGUGCUACUAUAGGCUUCUCGCUGGUUGCCAAAGGCCAACAGGGAGUCAAGUGGUUUGAACUCCUCCGUAUCGUUGCAUCCUGGUUCCUUAGUCCCCUUCUGUCGGGAAUAAUGUCUGCUGUUGUUUUCUACUUUGUGCGCGUGUUCAUCUUACACAAGAAAGACCCUGUACCAAAUGGAUUGAGGGCGCUGCCUGUCUUUUAUGCUGUGACUAUGGGAAUCAACCUGUUCUCCAUCAUGUUCACUGGAGCUCCGAUGCUUGGAUUUGACAACAUCCCUUGGUGGGGCACCCUGCUCAUCUCAUUGGGCUUCUCUGUGCUGACCGCCCUUGUGGUCUGGUUUAUUGUCUGCCCUCGCCUCAAAAAGAAGAUUGAACGAGAUCUCAAGUCUUCCAGCCCAUCAGAGAGCCCCCUGAUGGAGAAGAGGGAGCUGAGAGAGGCCCACUGUCCAAUCCUGAAACAGACUGCCAAGGAGACCUCUACACCUCCCACCCCAGCUGACAAUCAAAGCCCCCCUGCACAGUUCGAGGCUGCCCCGGAGGAGCGCCGGGUAGCAUUUGACAUUGGAGAUUCUGACGAUGUUGACAAUAAUAAAGAACGUAGAGUGGCGUUUGACAUUGGAGAUUCUGAUGACACGGACUACAGCACUGCAAAUGGUGCCCCCACACAGAAUCAGUCAAACAUUCAGGUCAACAACCAGCACAGCAAUGGCUCCACAUAUUCGGUGAAUCAGAUCCAGUUCAACAAUCAGGUUCAGUUCAACAACCGGCCAGCACAAGUUCCAAGUAACGGUUACAGCCAGUAUCACACGGUCCACAAGGACUCCGGCCUCUACAAGGACCUACUCCACAAGCUCCACCUGGCCAAGGUUGGUGACUGCAUGGGCGAGGGUGGUGACCGACCUAUCCGGCGCAACAACAGCUAUACCUCCUACACCAUGGCCAUCAUCGGCAUGCACGGAGACUUCAAGCAUAAAGAAGGAGACUACCGUGCCUAUGAGCAAAGUGACAAGUGCACAGGGUCAGGGGGUCAGGAAAGGAAGCGAGUGCGUAUGGACAGUUACACUAGCUACUGCAAUGCUGUAGCAGAGCACACGACUCCUGAAGCUCUGGGCGAGGGUGACGUGACACUCGAAAUAGCGACGGUGGAUGCAGGAAGCAGCCGAAGCUCUCUGGAUGAUGGGCAUGAUGCUGACAAGCCGGAAGUGUCGACUCUCUUCCAAUUCCUCCAAAUUCUCACCGCCUGCUUCGGAUCCUUUGCUCAUGGAGGAAAUGACGUGAGUAAUGCCAUUGGGCCGUUGGUAGCUCUGUGGCUGGUUUACACAACCAGCAGUGUGACUUCAAAUGAACCAACACCUAUUUGGCUGCUGCUGUACGGGGGCGUGGGCAUCUGCGCUGGACUCUGGGUGUGGGGUCGCAGAGUGAUCCAGACUAUGGGCAAGGACCUUACUCCCAUCACCCCCUCAAGUGGUUUCAGCAUCGAACUGGCCUCAGCCGUGACUGUCGUGGUAGCCUCUAACAUUGGCCUGCCUGUCUCCACCACCCACUGCAAGGUGGGCUCUGUGGUUGCAGUAGGAUGGUUGCGCUCAAAGAAGGCGGUAGACUGGCGUCUCUUCAGAAACAUCUUCAUGGCGUGGUUUGUGACUGUGCCCAUCUCUGGUCUGAUCAGUGCCGCCAUCAUGGCCAUCUUCAUCUAUGGCAUCUUUUGAGCAUUCGGCUGCACCCCAACCAGGGGAGGAGAAAGAAACCGCUUCAGUGCGCACCAGAAGAAAAGGAGUGUAGUUGGAAGGCCAGAAUAUAUCGCUUACCUCAAGCCAACAACUUUGUAAGAAAAGGGAGAAAAAAAAUAGAAAUGUUUGAAAGGACUUGUGAUUAUGGGCCUGUGGUUCUUGACUGCAUCAUUUUCAACAUAGAAUUUGCUGUUUGUUCCAAUUGGGCCACAUUAUUUCCAGCAGGAAGCUUGCAUUUCCUUGUUCUGACUUUCAUAUCUCGUCAUUCUUUAACGAGUUAUUCUGAAAGCAUCAACUGAUUAUUAUUCUUUUUUUACUUUGCAAUUAUGUAAAUACAACCAUGUUCUGUUUUUAAUUUUGUUUUACACAUUAGAAAGAAGUGAACAAUUUAAGAUGCAGUAUACGCCUUUUGCACAUGUCACUCUCAAGUCAUAACACAUGCUGAAAGUAACGUAGAUGCAAAAGCAGUAUUUUAAGGUGAAUAACAAGUUUGUGUAUGUGCGUGUUUUUUAAAUUUUGUUCUUCCUCAAUUCUAAGUAAUUGUUAAUGAAUUAUUCUUUAACCUUCUGGCUUGUAUCUCUAAACUGUGGUACAUUAGCUUAUAGAAGAAAAGUGACUAUAAACUGACUUAAUUCAGAGAGGUUGGUGAUUUUCUACCAUACUUAAAAAAACAGGUCUGCAGUGUUUUCUUUGACUUAAUUGUCAAACUAGUUUACCAUGGUAGAAGUACCAAUUGUACACACAUGAUGAUCACUUGCAGAACGAUAAGUGAAAUGCUGUAUCGGUAGCAUAAAAGUCACUCUGGCACCCAAUUCCUUGAAGUCGAUGGAUUACAUGCAAUCCAGUUCUUUUAUAAGAACGUCAUGACUUUUUUACAUUCUCGAUCGGCGCACAAAUGAUUGCCUGAUAUUAGUUACUUGAAUUUGAGAACGUUAACCAAUGGAAACACAUGCUCUCAAACAAAUCUCCUGUUAAAACUUGAUGACAUCUUUGAUGGUUAAAUGCCUCCUUCAGCGUUGUUUUUCCCAGUUCACCAUGUAUUGGCUACGUUCCCUUUUCUGUGAAAUGUGCACCCGCCUAGACAUUUGGCUAGUUCUAACUACUCUCGUUUGCGGCCUGAAGGUGAAUAUGGUUGUGAAAGAGAACAGGAACCCAAAAAGUUCUCCAUCUGGGUGGUUUGGUGUUACGCUGAUCUGGUCUCUUAUUUGAAACCGGAUGCCACCAGUGAGUCAUUUGGCUGCAGUACUAAAUGCAUAUCAGAUCGAUAGCUGCUGUAGUUGCCUUAAUUGUUUUAAUUUUCCCUUAGCUACCAAAGAAUUUUUUUUUUGUUUUGUUUUUUCUUCUCUCUAUGCACAUCCACAUACUCUGGUCCACAUUUGUGGAUGAAAAAAAACAAAAUAAAAAUGGAAAAAUAC